AUGGAUAAUUAUGAUAAACUGGAAAAAAUUGGAGAAGGAACAUAUGGUGUCGUGUACAAAUGUAUAGAACUUUCAUCAAAAGAAAUUGUUGCUGUGAAGAAAAUACGCAUGGCAAUGGAAGACGAAGGUAUACCUGCUACAGCCAUUCGAGAAAUUAGUAUUUUGAAGGAACUCAAUCACCCUAAUAUUGUGAAUUUGCGAGAAAUUCUCAUGGAUGAUUCAAGAUUAUAUCUUGUAUUUGAGUUUGUUCCUAUGGAUUUAAAAAAAUUUAUUGAUUCAAGACCUAAAAAACAUUUGGAUGAAAUUACAACAAAGUCAUUCACUUAUCAGUUAUUAGUUGCUAUAUACUUUUGCCAUGUGAGACGAAUUUUACAUAGAGAUCUUAAACCACAAAAUAUCUUAAUUGACACAAAACACAAUAUACUGAAAGUUGCUGAUUUUGGUUUGGGCCGUACUUUUGGUUUGCCAAUACGUGUGUACACUCAUGAGGUAGUAACACUAUGGUACAGAGCUCCAGAGGUAUUGUUAAACACACAACGCUACGGCUGCCCAAUUGAUGUUUGGUCCAUAGGAUGUAUUUUUGCAAAAAUGGCACAAGGAAAACCAUUAUUUCAGGGUGAUUCAGAAAUUGAUCAAUUGUUUCGUAUUUUCAGGAUUUUGACUACUCCAACUGAAGACACAUGGCCAGGAGUUUCCGAUCUCAAGGAUUAUAAGCCGACUUUUCCAAAAUGGAGUGAUAAUAUGUUGGCAGAUUCAGUUAAAAACCUCAGUUCUGGUGGAGUGGACUUAAUGCGGCAAAUGUUGGUUUACGAUCCAAGCAAACGGAUCAAUGCAAGAGAUUCACUCCAACAUAGUUAUUUCAAGGAUUUAAAUAAAAGUAUUUUACCAGCUCUUCCUGAGAUUAAGUUUUAAAUGUUUAUCUGCGUGUAUUAAUAAUAGUUUUAAUCGAUGAU
Molecule: messenger RNA, 953 nt
Organism: Acyrthosiphon pisum (pea aphid)
Lineage: Eukaryota; Metazoa; Arthropoda; Insecta; Hemiptera; Aphididae
Product: cyclin-dependent kinase 1-like
Exons: 6
Coding region: 1-912 (303 amino acids)
Biological process (GO): mitotic G2 DNA damage checkpoint signaling; protein phosphorylation; G2/M transition of mitotic cell cycle
Cellular component (GO): nucleus
Molecular function (GO): ATP binding; cyclin-dependent protein serine/threonine kinase activity
Source: RefSeq, a predicted model, not a curated record